Molecule: messenger RNA, 1747 nt
Organism: Guyanagaster necrorhizus
Lineage: Eukaryota; Fungi; Basidiomycota; Agaricomycetes; Agaricales; Physalacriaceae
Product: cytochrome P450
Exons: 13
Coding region: 134-1624 (496 amino acids)
Molecular function (GO): iron ion binding; heme binding; oxidoreductase activity, acting on paired donors, with incorporation or reduction of molecular oxygen
Source: RefSeq, a predicted model, not a curated record
CUCGAACCCAUCAGCCCGUCACCUUGCAUAUUUUACUCACACGAACCAUUACUGAGCGCUACUUCCAGACUGGUUCGGCUCUGGGUUGUAAAUAAGAUGGCCACGCGCAUGCAUAUGUAGUUACCAAGCAAUCAUGGUCUUCGACGCACUAAGUAUCGGUAUAUUGCUGAUCACUGUUCUCAGUGCUCUAUGGUUUUUCAACAAACGAUCAAAACUUCCACUACCGCCUGGACCACCUCGUCACUGGCUUUUUGGGAGUGAAGUCUCCACUGGGACUCCGUACCUUCGCUAUGAAGAACUCACUCAAAAGUAUGGCCCCAUAUUCUCAAUGAGGCGGGGAAUGACAGAUAUCAUAGUCAUUGGACGGUAUGAGCCAGCCCUCGACAUCAUGGAAAAGGAAAAUUCCAUUCUGCAAGACCGUCCGAGGUCUAUCGCUGUCCAAGAAACAUUAUGCAGAAACAUGCGUAUGCUGAUGAUGCGUGCCGGAGAGCGCUACAAACGUUUCCGCAGAGCUGUACAAUCUCAGCUGCAUCCUCGAGUUAUACAGACUUAUCAGCCACUUCAAGUCAAGAAUGCUGUAAAUCUGGUAAUGGAUCUACUGGACGAUCCUUCACAGCAUAUUGAGCACGCAAAGCGGUAUGCAGCGUCUGUGAUCAUCACCCUUACAUACGGCAAACCCUCCACGACGACAUACUCUGACCCUUUGGUCCAAAAAAUUAUGAUGUUUAUGCGUCGGUUCGGCACCGUUGCGAGGCAAGGCGCGUACUGGGUUGACACAGUGCCGAUGCUUCGAUACGUUCCCGGAUACCUCUCUGAUCUGCAUAAAUGGCACAAGGAGGAACUAGCCUUCUCUCGUUCUUCCGUCGACACCGUCAAAGAGAAACUCAGGCGUAACGAGGAAAUUUUCAAGCCCAACUUUGUUCAAAAUCUUCUGGACAAAAAUGCAGAGUAUCAGAUGAAUGAGGACGAGAUUGCCUUUCUAUCCGGAGGGUUAUUUCUUGCAGGGGCUGACACCACCGCAUCCGCGAUAAGCAUAAUGAUGAUGGCUGCCGCGUGUUUUCCCGAGGCACAACGCAAAGUUCAAGCGCAGUUAGAUACUGUUGUGGGUUUGCAUCGCGCGCCAACAUAUGCAGACGAGUCAGAUUUGCCAUUCAUUACCGCAUUCAUUUAUGAGUGUUAUCGAUGGCGUCCAGUGACUGCUGCAGGAUUUCCUCAUAGAGCAACGAAGGAUAUCAUAUGGCGAGGGUAUCGAAUUCCUGCUGGAGCAACUGUGAUCGGGAGUCACUGGUCAAUCGGUCGCUCUCCAGAAGUUUUCCCUGACCCGGAAAAUUUCAACCUGGACAGGUGGCUGGAUUCUAACGGUGCCAUACGAGAUGACCUCAAGUCGCUCAACUUUGGUUUCGGGAGAAGAGUUUGCCCUGGUCAGCAUCUAGCAAACAAAUCUCUGUUCAUUACCACGGCUUUUGUUCUCUGGGCAUUCCGUCUGAGGCAAAUGGACGAGUCUCCCAUUGAUACUCUUGCAUUCACUCCCACAGUCAACCUCCAUCCUUUGCCUUUCAAUGUCCAAUUCGAGGCACGGAUGCCGGUAGAUGAAUUGAAGCAGAUUCUGAAUGACUCGAUGUAAUAUUGCACAUGCCUCGACCUGAAUUGCGAGGAUAGAUACUCGUAUAUAGCCCUUUCUAUUCUCAUCGCAUAUCGUCAUCAUCUUCUGUCUUCAAACGGUUGAUGAAAGCGCCAUCUAUUGGAC